Molecule: messenger RNA, 1641 nt
Organism: Chaetomium fimeti
Lineage: Eukaryota; Fungi; Ascomycota; Sordariomycetes; Sordariales; Chaetomiaceae
Product: terpenoid cyclases/protein prenyltransferase alpha-alpha toroid
Exons: 2
Coding region: 162-1145 (327 amino acids)
Biological process (GO): protein geranylgeranylation
Cellular component (GO): Rab-protein geranylgeranyltransferase complex
Molecular function (GO): Rab geranylgeranyltransferase activity
Source: RefSeq, a predicted model, not a curated record
AGUGAUCUUGCUGGGAAGCACGUCCAGCAUGAAGGUUGAGUAUUACGUAAUGCAGGUAGCCAAGAUCCAGCUCUCUUGGCGGCCCCGCGAUCUUCCCCGCAAUUUCUCCAAGAGGCUCGAUGAAAUCGUGAAAUCGCAACCGCUGCCGCAACUUCACAACAAUGUCGCAAAGCUUUAAUCAACUUCCCGAGGAACUCCAGCUGGCCACGUCAGCUCACGUCAAAUGCAUCCAAAGUUUGGAUUCGAGGAAAGAUGAAUAUGACUACUGGCUAACGGAACACCUCCGACUCAACGGGCUGUACUGGGGACUGACAGCCCUGCACCUCCUGGGCAAACCCGACGCCCUGCCUCGCGCCGAGACCAUCGACUUUGUGCUCUCAUGUCAGCACGAAAGUGGCGGCUUUGGCGCUGCGCCCGGCCAUGAUGCGCACAUGCUCUCCACCGUCAGUGCGGUACAAAUCCUUGCCACGGUCGACGCCUUUGACGAACUGGAGACGCGAGGGAAGGGCAAGGCACAGGUGGGGCAGUAUAUCGCCAACCUCCAAAACCGUGAAACCGGUACAUUCGCCGGCGAUGAGUGGGGGGAGGAAGACACCCGGUUCCUCUACGGCGCUUUCAAUGCGCUGUCGCUCCUCGGGCUUCUCGAUCUCGUCGAUGUCGAUAAGGCUGUCAACCACGUUGCGGCAUGUGCCAACUUUGACGGUGGAUAUGGCGUGAGCCCAGGUGCUGAGUCCCAUUCUGGGCAGAUAUUUACAUGCGUCGCCGCCUUGACAAUCGCCGGCAGGCAGGAUCUCGUGGACAAAGAGCGGCUUGGGCGGUGGCUGAGCGAAAGGCAGAUUGCCGGCGGCGGUCUUAACGGCCGGCCGGAGAAAAAGGAGGACGUGUGCUACAGCUGGUGGGUUUUGAGCAGCCUGGAGAUGAUCGGCAAGACACACUGGAUCGAUAAAGACCAGCUGGCCGCCUUCAUCCUACGCUGCCAAGACCCCGAGCGAGGCGGCAUCUCGGAUAGGCCCGGUGACAUGGUCGAUGUCUGGCACACCGUGUUCGGGCUCGCGGGGCUGAGCUUGCUCCAAUAUCCUGGGCUACAGCCCGUUGACGAGGUUUACUGCAUGCCCAAGUCGACAACGGCGCGGGUGUUAGGCUGAUGAGUAACAACUCAAGUUCUUUACCGCCCGAUAUCCAUGCCCGUUGUCUCGUUUACUCCAGGUGACUUAAAAUGUAACACACCUCCCACCUCAUCCACCUCUUGCCGUCUAUUACCUCCCAACAGUACUCCAGGCGUUGGGUAGGAAACAAACCGAGAGAACAUAAAUUCCCACUGGUUCCUUACCAUUCCUAGCUAUCGUACACUUACCAGCAUGGAGUUGGUAUGAUAUGGCCUUACCAUGGCCGCCAUGGUACGUGGAACAAGAAGCGCCCCUGCCCUCGUUUCGGACGAGGAGUAGCAACUCUUCAAGCAUGAGCCAGAUGAAUUGCCUUCUGCCGAACCACUUGUGGAAAAGAAUAUUGGAGUUGCCCGGCAUUCUUUGAAGUCAUGUGGCACAUGGGUCGUAAUUAACGUUGAGACAUACAUACAUAAGCCAAUGAGUUGGGUCCAAUGCCCUUUGUAAAAGCCGGUCGUGUCCUCAAUGAGCUUCACAC